UCUUUACAAAAAUCUCACAACCUCAAAGAUUGUGGAGAGUGUGUUUGUGUUUGUGUUUGUGACUUUUUUGUGUUUGACUGUCUGUGCUGCUCAGCUGAUCAAAUAAGAAGAAGGAUGGCAGGACAUCAGUGCUGCUCUAACCCACCAACUUUAGACCCAAGUGCUGGAGCUGGCCAUGUUGAACAACUCUGUGGUCUCAGCACCUAUGUCACUGGCUCCCCUAAUGCCAAGCAUGCCAUCAUUCUCAUCUCUGACAUCUUUGGAUAUGAAGCUCCAAAAUUGAGGAAGCUUGCAGACAAGGUUUCAGCUGCUGGAUAUUAUGUGGUAGUUCCUGACUUCAUACGAGAACCCUUUGUGCUCGAAGAUAUUGCUAAUAAUCCUCUAGAAGUUUGGUUGAAGGAUCAUGGAACGGAUAAAGGAUUUGAAGAGGCAAAGCCAAUAAUUGAAACUUUGAAAAGUAAAGGUGCUUCUUCAGUUGGGGCUGCAGGCUUUUGCUGGGGUGGUAAGGUUGUGGUUGAACUUUCAAAAGUUGAACUUAUCCAAGCUGCAGUGAUAUUACAUCCUGCAUGGGUAACAGUGGAUGAUAUCAAGGGUGUUAAGGUUCCCAUUGCAGUACUAGGAGCUGAAAUUGACCAUAUUGCUCCACCCGAACUCUUGAAACAAUAUGAUGAGGCCUUAACUUCUCAAUCUAAGGUGGAUUUCUAUGUCAAGAUAUUUCCAAAAGUCUCACAUGGGUGGACAACUAGGUACGAGGAUGAAGAUGAAGUAGCUGUGAAGUCUGCUGAGGAGGCCCAUCAGAACCUGUUGGACUGGUUUGCCAAGUAUAUUAAGUGACAAUGUCAAAUUAGCUACUUUUGUGCUACGCCUGGGUUUUAUAUUAUUAUAUGAGUUACAGUGUGUACCUUAGUCUAAUAUUGUUCUUUCCAAAUGUUUGGGAGUAAUAAAACUUCAAUAUGUAAUAUGUAAUAGUCUGAUCAAAUCAAUUUGUGAAUAAUUGGUAAAAGUUGCAAACUUUAUCUGAAAGCAUGGUUGUACUACUA
This is a messenger RNA of Quercus robur (English oak), 1040 nucleotides long. RefSeq names its product endo-1,3;1,4-beta-D-glucanase-like. Gene Ontology annotation, molecular function: hydrolase activity. Lineage: Eukaryota; Viridiplantae; Streptophyta; Magnoliopsida; Fagales; Fagaceae. Bases 115 to 834 code for a protein of 239 amino acids. The transcript has 7 exons. The record is from RefSeq and is a predicted model, not a curated record.